AGUGGACAUGGUCUCCCAAUCGGUGGAAAUCUCUGUAUGAGAUAGGUGUAACACCUCAUCACAUAGUUGGGUUUAUUCCGGAGGGAUGUAUACCUCAUGGGGGUCACACAAAGGUAAUCUAGGGAUCGUUCCACUUGUCAUCAUAAUUGACUUGUCAUGCCCAUGGGAUUAAACAGAUUAACCACACCAUUAUGAUUUCUUACGGUUACAUUAAUUCAAGGUCUUUACGGAUAUUACCAGCCGAGAGAGGAAUAUCCUGGUACGUUCUGGAUUUAUUUUGUUGGAAAUUACCCCCGGGAGCUUUUGGAUCUUUAAACCCAUUUUUUCCUCCAGAACAUGGGAUCUAACUUUUUUUAUUUUGACUUUGGAAACUGGAAGUAAAUCUCCACCAUGACGGAUACACAGGUAUUGGGUAUUCUAUUGUAAUCUUUUCAGGACUACCAGCAUCUGGUUAUCCUUUUGUCCAUCUCGGCAUCUGUUGAUAGCUGGAUUACUUUUUUUUCCCACCCCCACAACCUAUUUUUGCAUCCAUGGAUACAGGCUGUUCUGGAUCAGGAACUUAAGCGUUACACACCAUCAUAUUUAGCGACUUUUUUUUUAUUUUUUUAUUUGACCCUAAUUUUAGCAUGAGUAAUAUAAUAAUACAGACGCUCUACCAAGAAGACUUGACAGGAGCACUGAGGAUCCCAACAACCAGCCCUGGAAGUUUUAUGGAGCUAUUCUUGUUUGGAGUGAUGGCCAUGAAGACACAAGAAGACGGCAUGAUUGGGACAUGCCCUCCUGGAUGUAUGUUGGAUAUACUCCAUUCCUAGUAUGGAUAGGUGUAGCUGCCUUUCAUUUGGAUUACUUAUGUGUGGAUGUCGCGGUGUGAGGUUUCUGGAGCAGCCCCUAAAAUGUACUGACAUCCGAAGGCAACUUUUCCAAAGUAAUAGCCAAAAAAAAAUCAAGAUCGGAUACGAUCCAUGGAGUGUGGAUUUAUGUCAUAACCAGCAAAUGGGAUUUUAAAGUAAAUUGCCUACAAAGUGUCUACCUUUUUUUUUUUUUUUUUUUUUUUCUAUGAAUGAUCCCAGGAAUAUAUUUUUAAUAACUUUUCAAGCAAAAUUUAUGGAAACUACCUUUUUGCUUGGAUGGUCCAUUUGGAUAAAUAUAUAUAUUUUUUAGCGUCGUUACUGUUUAGCCGCAUCAUCCUGAGGUUCAUCAUCUUAUUUUUUUUAAGAGCUUUAUGUUUUCUUUUGUUUUAUUUUCCUGCUCUACAUCCUCAGAAAUCCAUUAAGCAGUUCAUUUCUGUAAUUAUUUUCUUCCCCCCCGCCCCAACCCAGUGAAGAGAAUUCAGUAGCCUAACAGUGGAUUAUCUGCUGGCCGUGUACUCCACAAUAAUUGAAGAUUACAUGAUUGAAGAGAACCGUUUUUUGGCACAUUUAGAAUUUACAAGAUUUUUCCUGGUUGCUUUUUCAUUCCGGCUCUCGCAUUCCGACCACCUAGAUUUUAUUUGGAUUAGUUUCAGUAACUUCUUUCACAACAGUAGCUCAGAAAGCCGUGAGCGUGCAUAUGACCACAGCCCAUAUGGACACCACGAGCGCAGUGGCACUUUCGACAGGCAGCGCCACUACAACGCAGACUAUUACAGGGAGCGUUCUUUGUUUGCCGCUGCCGGUCCGGGGAGCAGUGCCAUCGGGGGGAGCUUUGAGGCGUCAGACCCUCAUUUUGACUCUAGAAUUCGAGACCCCUUCUCUCUCGCGAGUGCGUCGCGCCGCGACCUCUACAGAGAUGACAGAGGACGACGUGUUGACAGGACGUACCAUCACCGCCGGAGCCGAUCAUCCCAUUCCUCUCAGUCUCGACACCCUUCGCCCCAACGGACAGGACAGACCUCCAAAAGUGCUCAUUCCCCGAAAAGAGCUCCUCUGUCCCCUGGCAGAGGCCCACGAUCUCAAUCCCGCAGCAGAUCAUCAAGCUCGGAUUCCGUGAGCAGUGCUAGUAGUACAGGCAGCGGCAGUGAUUCCAACAGCAGUUCGAGCGAUGGGUCUCGAGCACGUUCUGUUCAGUCGUCAGCUGCACACGCACCACCUCAGUCAUCAAUGGUGCUCGACUCGGACGAGCCACGCAGAAGCUUUGGGAUUAAAGUGCAAAACCUACCAGUGCGUUCGACAGACACAAGUUUAAAAGACGGACUCUUCCAUGAAUUCAAGAAACAUGGUAAAGUGACUUCAGUGCAAAUCCAUGGAGCGUCAGAGGACCGCUAUGGUUUGGUGUUCUUCAGACAACAAGAGGAUCAAGAGAAAGCACUUACCGUUUCCAAGGGAAAACUGUUCUUUGGCAUGCUGAUUGAAGUCACAGCGUGGAAUGGUCCUGAAACUGAGAGUGAAAAUGAGUUCCGGCCCUUGGAUGGCAGGAUAGAUGAAUUCCACCCAAAAGCCACUAGGACGUUGUUUAUUGGCAAUCUCGAGAAGACAACCAGUUAUCAGCAACUUCUUGAUAUUUUCCAGCGCUUUGGAGAAAUUGUGGACAUUGACAUCAAGAAAGUCAAUGGAGUUCCACAGUAUGCGUUUGUGCAGUAUUCUGAUAUUGCCAGUGUGUGCAAAGCCAUUAAGAAGAUGGACGGCGAGUAUCUUGGCAGUAACAGACUAAAGCUUGGUUUCGGGAAAAGUAUGCCCACAACAUGUGUUUGGCUUGAUGGGUUGGCAACCAAUAUCACAGAGCAAUACCUCACACGGCAUUUCUGUCGCUACGGGCAUGUUGUUAAGGUUUUGUUAGACCGAAUGAAAGGGAUGGCCCUCAUCUUCUACAACAACACAGAUUUUGCUCAGACAGCUGUGAGAGAGACCAAAGGCUGGAAGAUUGGAGGCAGCAAAAUUAAGGUGGACUUUGCAAGUCAAGAGAGUCAGGUGGCAUUUUACAGAUCUAUGCAGGCAUCUGGUCAAGACAUCAGAGACUUUUAUGAAAUUCCCCCGGAACGACGGGAGGAUCGCAGGCCCCCUUACCAUGAAUUUACAGCGGAGAGGGCUUACUACGACAAUUUACGCACAUCGGGCCUUUAUACAGAAGAUGCCCGGAGAGAGUAUGCUGCCCGCAGCAGGGACCGUUUCCCUGAGUUGGAACAUUUUCAAGGGGAUCAUUUUGACCCACGUUACCAUGAAGAUCCACGGGAUUACAGGGAUUACAGAGAUCCUUUUGAGCAAGACAUUCGAAAAUAUACAUAUAUUCAAAGAGAGCGGGAACGUUUUGAAGCGGACCGUAACAGAUGGAGCCCCUCUCAUCCACGGCGACCUAUUACCCCAACAGUGUCGCCAUCACCGUCUGAACGUGCUCCCAGAGAAUCGGAGCGACGGGUUUAUAGCCAGUCAUCUGAGAGAAGCGGAAGUGUGAGCUCACUCUCACCGCCACACUUUGAAAAGUCUGAAAAGACAAGCUUGCUGGAACUUCCCUCAAAGAGUGACAAGAGUGAAAAGAGCAGUCAACCAGAAAGAGCGGUGGGCUCCGAGAAAACCAAACGGACAAAACGAAAAGAGAAAGGCGAGAAAGACAAAGCCGAGCGGGUCAAAUCAAGGAAAGCAAAGGGGCAAUCUCCAUCCAAUCCACUACCAGACACGGAGCUUGAUACUGCUCCUGAAGCAGCAACGGGAAGAGGAAAGGGAUCAGAACACGACACCCAUGAGAGGCAGAAAUAUAAGGUGGACAAUGACUGUCAAUUCUCAGCUGCUCACCAUGACUCCCUGAAAAGUGAAAGAUCUGAAACGGGUAAAGUUGAUAAUCCUGAUAUGGAUGGAAAAAGUCGAGUAAAGAAACAGCUCAAAUCUGAGACAGGAAAUGAGGGGAAAGAGGCAGUGGAUUCAGAUCGCCUUGCUGCAAGAAAAAGACGUUUUGCUGAUUCAAGUGGAAGGACAAUUAAUCAAAAACGAAGCAGGCUUGACGAAGACGAUUGUAAUCAAUCCCAAGACCUUAGUGCUGCUGCAGCAUAUGAUAAGGAAAUUGACUCUGAUAAACACAAAGAUGCCCAACGCAGAGAUUCAAGAUUCAAAAUGGACAAAAGUGGAACUCAGAAGGAUGCUCAAGAGGACAUUAGAGGACCAAGAGAGAAAUCUGAGGGAUUGUUGGACCCUUCAGUGUCCAAACGCUUUCCUGGUCACACUUCAUUUCGAAGGAUGUCACACGAGGGAAAUGCAGACCAAGGCACUACGAGAGAACAUGAACACAGUGCCAUUUUCAAAUUUAGUGGCCAGGCUGCUGAAACCCCCAAAAGCGCUAAACAUAAGGAAGAGCACGUUGACAUUGACUUGUCUCAGAGUUACCGUAAACAAAUGGAGCAAAAUAGACGGUUGCACCAGCAGCAACAUCGAGAGUCGGACAAACUUGGCAAACGUGACAAACCAGGCAGUCCUCAAGAAAAUGAAAGUGAGGAUUUGGAACACCGUAGUCUUGUGCAUGAGGUUGGCAAACCACCUGAGGAUGUCACGGAUAAUUUUCCAUCUCACAAACUUAAGAAACUAGACCCAUUUGACGCUGAUUCAGGAAUCAAGAGGGAGCGUGUUUACAGGAGCUUUAGACAGAAAAGUGAAGAUCCUGAAUGGAACCACACUUCUUCUCCAGGGCACCAAUUUUCUCACCACACAGACGAGGGGUUUGAUCAUUCUCAGAAAGAGACAGCCAGAAAUGAAAAACAUAACCCAGGUUUGGAGCUGCUUGUGAAAAGGACACAUAAUGCACACAAAGACAAAUCCAACACUCUUUUACUUAGUGCAGAAGAGGAACAACAAAAGAGAUGGGAGAACAGAGUGAAGCAAGAUUUGCUUCCUGACCUAAACUUCUCCAGAAGUCUAAAUAAAAAUGUCCACAACCGCAAACGUUUGGAAUAUGGCCUUUGGCACGAUAUAGAGCCAGGUGAAGUAAGAUCAGACUCUGAAGAGGAUCGAGAAGCCAAACCGCGUUCUCCUAUGGCAUCAACAUCAAAUUCUUUUUCAGAGAGACCAAGGGGUGAGAGGUUUUCAGACCCUAAAACAGCACAUCUAGAAAGAAAUAAAUUCUACUCCUUUGCACUUGACCAUACCAUUACACCUGAUACUAAGGCUCUGCUUGAACGUGCAAAAUCCCUGUCAUCUUCCAGAGAAGAUAACUGGUCUUUCUUAGACUACGACUCUGACUUUGCAAGUUUCCGCAACCGGAAGGAUACAGAGAAGAUAGAAUCAACACCACGGCCUACACCAUCCUGGUACAUGAAAAAGAAAAAGAUCCGAAGUGGGUCUGAGGACAAACUUGAUGAUAGGAAAGAGGAGCCAAAACCAGAGGAACAAGAACGAAGGGAGCUAUUUGCCUCCCGCUUCCUUCACAGUCCGGUUUUUGAGUUGGACUCUAGACGUCUUCAGCAUCUGGAGCGAAAAUAUGAAGAAUCUGAGUCUGUUCAUAACCAACAAAAUAGCCAGCAGGUAACUGGAGACGGUGAACUCGAGUCGGGCCCCGUGGUCCUUUUCCAUAGUCGUUUUUUGGAGUUCACAAGACUACAACAGAAGAAUAAAACCCAGGUGCCAGAAACUAAAGAAAACUUGCCAACAGAUGAAAUUAAAGUUGAAAGAGAUCCUCCUGAAGAACCACAAUCACCUGAAACUAAAGAAUCUAUCACCGAGCCAGAAAUUAAGCCCAUCAGUCCAGCUGAAGAGUUGGUGCCUGAACCCCGUGCAACACCCCCUAUCUCCCAGUCAGUACUGAAAGACUUUCCUCCUACAGAAGAGACAUGUCAGUUACCCAUUGAGCCACCGCCUACUGCACAUUUCAUUAAACAGGAAAAAGAAAUUAAACUUGAACCUGUGGAUUAUCCGCCAACAGAGACCCCUGAGAUCCCUCAUUUGGAAGCUCCACCUGUCAAACAAGAAUUCAGUCAUUUAAAGGAUAGUUGUGAACUUUCUCCAUCUGAAAUUAAGCUGGAUGAGGUUACAGAAGAUGCCAAAGCUGAAGCAGAAGAACAUAGCAAUUCUCAUGAGUUUGCCAGUAGUUCAGAACCAGAUCUUAAACUUGAGGCAGUACAGCCACAAGUGUCUCGUGCCACAAGUCCGACACGACCAAGUCAUGAAGAGGACUUGGAUUUAGUCAAAAAAGAUGUAUAUAACACCGCUUCAGAGCCUGAAGAAGAAAAAAUUGUAAAAGUUAUUCAAAUGCCUGUCGAUGAAUCAAACAGUGAGUCAAACCCUUCUGCCCAUAAGGAGUAUAAAUCAAAAGAAAUGAAAAAUAAAAAGUGUAAACAAUCCCUGGCUGAAGCUCCUCCACCUGUAGCUGUUUGUGCAUCUGCGCCUGAAAAACAAGCAACACGCAAGAGUGAGCGCAUUGACAAAGAGAAGCUGAAACGUGGAUCCUCUCCAAGAGCAGAAUCUAAAUCUACAAGCAAAUCUCCUGUACAUGGAUCAGAUGCCGAUGUUUCAGAGCAGAGCAUAUCAUCAGGCAGAGCAAGACGUCGGAAUGUGAGAUCUGUGUAUGCGACCCCCGUUGAAGAUGAUAUCCCCUGUCGUGCUGUAAAGGAUGUUCAAGAGUCCCCACGUGCGGCAAGAAAACGUGCCACAGACAAAGAGCCAACACAGCAACACAAUAUUGAACACGAUUCACCUGCUCCAGCUCCUGCAACUAAACGGGGCCGACCUCCAAAGAAUCGUAGGCAAGGUGAGGAUUCUUCAACAGUUAAAACAGACAAAAUGAAAACGGAAACCAAAGACAUAGAAUCAAAUGAAGCUGAGAGUUUUGAGAAGAUCCCUAAAAUUUUCAAGGGGAAAUCCUCCCCCGGUGCCACUAAAGGUUCAUCAGGUCAGCUGUCUGCAGCUCAGGUAUGUGGUCCAACAAGGAAAGGAGAAAGAUCAAUGUUGACCGAGUGCAUCGAUCAAGAAAUGGAUGGCACAAAUGACCGUGCUUUGGAUUUGCUAGACUCAUGUACAUCUAAAGAAGAGCCACCACCUAAAGUGGACCAAAAGAAAGAGGAGAAAGACAAACACAAAAGAGAAAUGGUCAAAGACAAAGAGGUAAUCAAUGAAAAGACCUGUGAAGGUAAAGCCAAUGGAAAAGAGGAAGACUCCCUCGUAUUAGACGAAAAAAGCACCUCAGAAAAGAUAGGUAAAGGCAAAGGCAAGUUACCCAGGACCCCAAAGUCUCCUGUUCUCAAAAACCUUAAAAUCAGGCUAAAUGUCAAAGAGGUGAAAGAUCAUGUUUCCAAGUGCACCAGCAGAGGGGGGAACAUUGAUGAAAAUGACGCUUCUGUGGAAAAAAAGCAACAUCUGGAAACAUCAAAAAGUCUGAGUUCACAUGAAAUGGAAUUGGAGCAGGCUGUGGAGAACAUUGCCAAGCUCACAGAUCCAGCUUUUCCAACAGAACCUCAAACGUCAACCGGCCCGCUCACAGACUUAAAAGGUUACUCGGAGGAAGAAAAACCUAAUCCAGCCAGUGAGACAGAACUCAUUGCUGCUAUUGACUCCAUCACUGCUGAGGAUGCAGCUGUCUCUUUAACUCAAGCAACACCUAUAGGCGUUGAUGUAGGUUCAGAACCAGAGAUACAAGACUCUAUUCAGCCAGCCAAGGAAGAGGCGUCUGAAAUGAAUACUGUUGCCAUCCAGGAGGAGCCUCUCUUACCAGCCACACCCAAAAAGGCCACUAAGGGAAGACCUAAAACACCCAAACGCCCUAAAGGCCAAAAGCAAGUGCGGAAGGAUUCAAAAGAAGAUCCUCCAUUAAAUGAAGAGACACAAACUGUUGUAGCUCAAAGCACAGUGUCUGGUGUAAAGAUUGUCCCAGACAUUAUUCCAUCUUCAGCUGCUGCUGCAGUUAUUACUCCCACUACAUGGAAGCCGGAAGAGCCUUCACCUUUCAAGUCUGCAGAUGCCAAAAUCGAGACAGAGUCAUCCACUGAAGAGAAGGUUCAACAUCUCAAAUCUUCUUACCCCCUGUCCAACAGUCCAGCGUGUGCAAAGCCCCAACAGAUGCCACCCGACUGCAAAUCCCCUUCUUCCCUGUCACCAUUAGCAAACAGACCAAAUAUUAGACCCAUUCAAAACAGCAGAGCUCCUGUUUCUCCACCAGAUUGGUUCCACCAGUCUGUAGAUACUGGGGUUCCAGCUUUACAAGCCUUGCCUCCAGCACCCAGGGAAAGCCAACCUUCACCUGACUCUGAAAACAUGGAUAUUGAUCGCGGCACAAGCGAUCUAAGGCAAAUUCUUUUGAAACACAAAAAUAUUCCUCUGCCAGGCAGUAGUUACGUUCCUGCGAAUCUGCCCACGGCCCAAGAUCAGAAUCUUCCCGAACGUAAUACUCCAGUAGCAGUUAUGCCUAGUAAGUCACCACUACCCGAUGGCAGAAUGCUUUCUCAGUCCGUACGACCACCAGCUCCACUGCCGUCUCCUGAGACCAAGUCUGUGAUCUCAGUCAUUGCUUCCACUGCAACCUCUGUCAUUAGUCGAGUAUGCAACCCUCCUGAGCAUGAAGACAAAGUCAACCUAAAUAUUGGGAACCAGGGUGCAGACAUGAGCCUACCCAAACCCAAUUAUAGGCCCAGCAAAGACGAUAUUGGCUCAUACCAUGGGCCGAUUAUUGGUGAUGAAGGGGGAAGUAUCACACGCUUUAUUGUCGAGAGUUCCACUCAUGGUACAGGAUCUUGCCCAGGCCUUCGGGUGAAUACGUCCGAAGGAGUGGUGGUACUGAGCCACUCGGGACAAAAAACCGAGGGACCACAACGGAUAAGUGCAAAAAUAAGUCAGAUUCCACAAGCGACACCAGGUGACAUGGAAUCUCAGCAGCUGGUAUCAAUGCCCCAAAUUAAACAGGAAAUGUAUAGUCAUGCUCAGAAGGGGUCUAUGCAGGCAGAUCACGGGUAUCCUGGUAAGACACAGUCUGCCAUUAAACAAGAAGGCGCUAGUUUGGAAAAAAUGGAGCCUUCCUAUCACUCUGGACCUCAAGGAGUAGUGAAGCGUCUCACACAGGGGGUUAGUAAUCAAGUCAUCAGCCCAAUGUACCAUCAAGAUUACCUGUCGUCAAAACAUCCUAAGAAAAUCGACUGCGGAGAUCCACAUAGUGCAGAUGGCGCUAAGGCACCGUGGACCUCUGCUAUAAGUCCUGCAAUAAGCCCCCAUUUGCCCUCCCCCCCUGGAAACCAUGUAGGCUUUGUUACCACUGCUGGAGAUCGACCUCCUUCGCAUCUUAGUGGGAUCAAACAGGAACCACGAUCCCCACGCAAGUCAGGUCAUCCACACUCUCCGUUUACCAAGGUCCCCUCCCCCAUUGGCUCGUCAUCGCCUAAAAGCAUUCCAGUAAUGUUGCCCACUGGCCAUCCCGCCAUGCAGCAGUUUAUCACAGGCGUGCAUCACCCAGAGCAGUCUGUCAUCAUGCCACCUCACAGCGUGCCUGGAGGCUUAGGCCGUAUGUCUCCUCACCGUGCUACGCAGUCCAUUCCAGUGGGGCAUCUUGUUCAGGGAGACGUUCGAGUCAAUACUCCGCCUCUCUCUGUAGUGAGCUAUGGGAUGCACAGUGAUUCUCUCACAUCUCCCUGGUCCGGUUCCAUGCAGCAACGCCCACCGUCGCCUCAGACUGUUGGCAGAGAGAAGGUUCUCAAGGUGAACCCGGGUUCUUUAAGGCCUCAUGAUGUAGACCCUGAAGAAUCGAGACGCUUCCACCAGCAGGGACGACAGGCCGCCACACAGUUAAAACCAGAGACGAUGCAGUCGGAUGCUCGAGGGGGUUUUCGUAGCAACGUGUCAAUGGAAGCGUAUAUAGCGCAGAGGGAGAUGCGCGCACUCUUGCACCAGCAAGGAGAGCGCACUUCCACAGACCCUCAUUCAGCGCACCUUCAGGAGACUCAUCCUCCCACCUCUGCACCAUCCAGCUUACCCAUGUCGCUGUCUCCAAGGGCACAUGUUCUACCUAAAGGCGUGUCUGAGAAAGAUCUAGCCAAGCCUCUGGAGGCGAAAAGGCCCCACUCCCCUCUUGCGAAAGAUGGAAUAAUGGCCAUCCGGCACCCUGGGCCUGCAAUGGCAUCUCCUCAGAGAGUUCCACUCAUGCCACCGGGACCAAGUGGCGCCUUCCCGGAUUACGCUGGGAUGUACUCAAACCCAAGAAGCAUCCAUUCUCAGAUGCCUGAUGCCACUCAUGUUGGACACGGUCAGCCCCCGCUGAAUGUCACUCCAACCAUGGGCGCUGACCUCCAGGCUAAACCGGAUGGGAAGAUUGCACAGCCUGUUAACAUGGUGCAGUUGCUCACGAAAUACCCCAUCGUGUGGCAAGGUCUCCUCGCACUGAAAAACGACACGGCGGCAGUCCAGUUGCACUUUGUGUGCGGCAACAAAGCUUUGGCUCAUCGGUCCCUACCCCACCAGGAAGGCGGCGCCUUGCUCAGAAUCGUCCAGAGAAUGAGGCUGGAGGCCUCGCAACUGGAGAGCGUCGCCAGAAGAAUGACGGGGGAGUGCGACUUCUGCCUUUUGCUGGCACUGCCGUGUGGACGGGAUCAAGACGACGUUCUGAACCAGACUCAAGCUCUUAAGGCCGCCUUCAUCAACUACCUGCAGGCAAAGUUGGCUGCUGGUAUCAUUAACAUCCCCAAUCCAGGUUCCAAUCAGCCGGCGUACGUGCUCCAAAUCUUCCCCCCAUGUGAAUUUUCCGAGAGCCACUUAUCUCAGUUGGCCCCCGACCUUCUCAACAGGAUCUCCAGUAUAUCUCCUCACCUCAUGAUCGUCAUCACGUCCGUGUAAUCGUCACUGUGAAGGGGGAUGGGGGUGGGGAUGGGGUGGAGGGACUCUCUCCUGGAUGGAUGUUCACACAUGAGCCUCAGGAAACCAGAGGAAUAUAUCACUUUUUCUUCUUCCUCCUCCUCCUUUUCCUCCCUUUUGUCAUUUCUAUCUGGUGUUUUUUGUCCUUCUCAAAAGAACUCAGGGAUGGACCAAACCAGAAUCAUUUUUUUUUGUUUUUGACCAUUUCUGCUGUAUUUCUAUUUAUUGGAGUUUACUCUCAAGAAAAAAAAAACAUCAGGAUUCUUGAUGAGGAAGAAUGACUGACUGCCUGGAUGGUCUUUUUAUUGAUUUUUGUUGUUUCCAUAAGAGGAGGAUGGAAAGAAAAGACAAUUUCAUUACGUAAUUUUAAAAAUGUACAGACCGCUUUCUUUCGGAGGAGAUGGAGGAAUAAACAGAGACCCUGCAGAGGACCACAUUUUAAUUCCACCAGCUUGGUUGGUUUUGUUUUCCACACUACUGAAACAGUUUACACAUCUGGCUCCUACAUUUUCAUUGACCAUGCUACAGUUUGCUUUGGGACGGUUUUGGAAUACAGGACUUUGUAAAUAUUUUAAAUAUUUAAACUUUGAUAAUGGAACUUGGAAAACCUGGCAGAGACUUGAAGUCUGGGAUUGUACCAGAAAGUGUGGAUACAGAUGGAUAUUCUUCACUUCUUGCUUUGUUUGUUUUGUUCUUGGGUGUAAAUACUUGUAACACAAGAAGGUUAGCAAACUCUCCUGUGGAGUCUGCUGAUGGCACUUCAUAUUUUGUAACUCAAAUAAAAAAAAAAAUCUACAGCAAACUUGGCAUAUUUAGCUCAAAU
Molecule: messenger RNA, 11544 nt
Organism: Dunckerocampus dactyliophorus (ringed pipefish)
Lineage: Eukaryota; Metazoa; Chordata; Actinopteri; Syngnathiformes; Syngnathidae
Product: msx2-interacting protein
Exons: 14
Coding region: 1389-10703 (3104 amino acids)
Biological process (GO): regulation of transcription by RNA polymerase II
Cellular component (GO): nucleus
Molecular function (GO): mRNA binding
Source: RefSeq, a predicted model, not a curated record